AUGGCAGCGCCUGGAUCGGCUGCGGCUGCAUUAGCUCUCAAAGCGACUGGCCUGGGCUUCUCCAAGCAGAGCGGAGAGGAUGAUCCGGCUGAUGGAGAGCAGGGCGACCCUGGCCAGGUGGAGGCAGCUGUGCAGCAAGUCAUUGGCCAAGUCCAGGCUCAGGUAAGGGGGUCCGGGCAGAGAGAAGGGAUUCGAGGGUGCUGCGAGGCAGGACGGCUGACCAGCCCCCGGGUGUUCGGGGCUGGCAGUGAGCCUCCUGUCCUGGCAGCCUCUCCGUUGCCCUCAGCUCUCUCGCUGGAGCAGGCCCAGGUCUUGCAAGCCAUGGUGGAUCCCUGCGCCCGAUUCUUUGAGGAAGUCAACGAUGCGGCUGCGAAUGAAGCGCUGGGCAGCAUCGAAGAGGACACCGUGGCAGGCCUCAAGUCGAUGGGCUGCUUUGGGCUGCAGGUGCCCGAGGAUCUGGGGGGCAUCGGGCUGACCAACACCCAGUACGCUCGCAUGGUGGAAGUGGUUGGGAUGCAUGAUCUCGGCGUAGGCAUCACCCUUGGUGCCCACCAGUCUAUUGGCUUCAAGGGCAUCCUUCUCUUUGGAAACAAGAGCCAAAAGGAAAAAUACCUCCCCAGGCUGGCAUCUGGCGAGGUGUGUGCGGCCUUCUGCCUGACCGAACCGUCGAGCGGCUCAGAUGCAGCCUCCAUCCAGACGGUGGCUGAGCUCAGCCCCUGCGGGGGCUUCUACACUCUCAAUGGGAGCAAGAUCUGGAUUAGCAAUGGGGGCACGGCCGAGAUUUUCACAGUGUUUGCCAAGACUCGCAUGAAAAAUGUCACCACGGGGGAGGAAAGGGACAAGAUCUCGGCCUUCAUUGUGGAGCGAGCCUUUGGGGGGGUGAGCAGCGGCCCUCCGGAGCAGAAGAUGGGCAUCAAGUGCUCCAACACGGCUGAGGUGCACUUUGAGGAGGUGAAGGUGCCCGUGGAGAACCUCCUGGGGGGGCUCGGCAAAGGCUUCCAGGUGGCCAUGCACAUCCUCAACAACGGCCGCUUCGGCAUGGCUUCAGCACUGGCCGGCACCAUGCGCGGAGUCCUCCUCAAGGCGGUGAACCACGCGGCAGACCGGCAGCAGUUUGGAAAACCCAUCAGCCGCUUUGGGGUCAUUCAGGAGAAACUCGCACACAUGGCCAUGUUGCUCUAUGUGACUGAAGCCAUGGCCUACGUGCUGAGUGCCAACAUGGACAUGAAGGUGCCCGACUACAAGCUGGAGGCGGCCAUCAGCAAGAUCUUUGCCUCCGAGGCAGCCUGGACUGUGACCGACGAAGGCAUCCAGAUCCUGGGUGGGAUGGGGUACAUGAAGGAGGCCGGCGUGGAGAAAGUCAUGCGUGACCUGAGGAUCUUUCGCAUUUUUGAGGGCACCAACGACAUUCUCCGCUUGUUCGUGGCUCUGUCAGGCAUGGAGUAUGCUGGGCAGACCCUGAGCGGCCUGCGCAAGGACCUCUCCAACCCCCUGGAGCACAUGGGAUCCAUCUACAAGGAGGUGGUGAUACGAGCGAAACGCAAAGUUGGGGUCCCCACUGGGCAGACACUGCAGGGUCUCGUCCACCCAGAACUGGAAGACUGCGCUGCUCUGGUGACCAGAGCCGUGGAGCUGUUUGGAGAGACCAUCGAGAGUCUGCUCCUGAAGUACGGUGCAGCAGUGACAGACAAGCAGUUCCACCUGAGGCGCGUGGCAGAUGCUGCCAUAGACACCUAUGCCAUGGCCGUGGCUGUAUCCAGGGCCAGCCGGGCCCUCUCCCUGGGCCAGCCCACCGCUCAGCACGAGAAGCUUUUGUGCCAGACGUGGUGCCAGCAGGCCUUCCAGCGAGUGGGGGCAUCUCUGCAGGAAGCCAAAUCUGCCAGCUGGGAAGAAGUCUUCAGCAGCAUGAAGCUGAUCUCAGACGCCUUGGUGCAGCACAGGAGCACCAUGGCUUCCCAUCCCCUGGGCUUUUAA
Protobothrops mucrosquamatus (brown spotted pit viper) is the source of this 1974-nucleotide messenger RNA. RefSeq names its product very long-chain specific acyl-CoA dehydrogenase, mitochondrial-like. Bases 1 to 1974 code for a protein of 657 amino acids. NCBI's taxonomy places the organism in Eukaryota, Metazoa, Chordata, Lepidosauria, Squamata, Viperidae. The record is from RefSeq and is a predicted model, not a curated record. The transcript has 18 exons. Gene Ontology annotation, molecular function: fatty-acyl-CoA binding; flavin adenine dinucleotide binding; very-long-chain fatty acyl-CoA dehydrogenase activity.